CCCCCACGUUUCGACGGAGCUCCCUUCCAUCUCUCCCCCACCCCUUUCUUCUUCCUCCCCACGCCAGCCGCCGCCCGGGACCUAGGGUUUCCUCGCCGCCGCCGCCCCCGCCGCCGAAUCGCCGCAGGAGGAGGAGAUGGGCACGCCGGAGACCUCGCGGGAGCCGUGCCCGGACCGCAUCCUGGACGACGUGGGCGGCGCGUUCGGGAUGGGGGCGGUGGGCGGCUCCAUCUUCCAUUUCCUCAAGGGCACCUACAACUCGCCCAACGGCGAGCGCCUGCUCGGCGGGGCCCAGCAGGUGCGCCUCAACGCGCCGCGCGUCGGCGGGAGCUUCGCCGUCUGGGGCGGCCUCUUCUCCGCCUUCGACUGCACCAUGGUCUUCGUGCGCCAGAAGGAGGACCCCUGGAACUCCAUCAUCGCCGGCGCCGCCACGGGCGGCUUCCUCUCCAUGCGCCAGGGCCCCGGCGCCGCCGGCCGCUCCGCGCUCAUGGGCGGCUGCCUCCUCGCGCUCAUCGAGGGCGCCGGCCUCAUGCUCAACCGCGUCCUCGCCGCGCCGCAGAACCUCCCGCCGCUCCCCACCGACGAUCCCAACCUGGCCGCCGCGAUGGCGGGGGGAGGCGCCGGCGGCUUCCCAGGCAUGCCCCAGCCACCCGUGCCCCCCGUGGAGGUCGGGAGCUCCAGCGGCGGGGGUAGUUGGUUCGGCGGCCUCUUCGGCAAGAAGGAGGAGGAGAAGAAGCCCAGCGGCGGCGGCGGCAAGUCGGAGAUAUUAGAGAGCUUUGACACGCCCAGCACUCCGAUACCAUCGUUCGACUACAAGUGAGAAAAAAGGUAGCUGAUGGCGCCGCCGAUGCGCAGCGGCGCUCGACCCACAGGUAGUAGUCUGAAGCUGGGAGUGCAAUCUACUUCAUCUUGGAGGAGAGGUAGACGAAGUGACGCUUGCGCAGCUCAACUUCUAGUACUGUUAUCUAUGGGCCGACCAGUCGCUGGGAAAAGGUUUUGUAUUAUUAGUCUAUUGUACGCGAGCUUUUUAAACUUUGCAUGUUCUUGUUGUUGCCGUGGUAGCGACGGUAAUAAUGCCUAUAGCGUCAUAUGGUGCAGAUGUACUGCUGCGCUUGAAAAGCCUUCAAUUAAAAUUACGCCUCUGUCUGUC
Molecule: messenger RNA, 1150 nt
Organism: Triticum urartu
Lineage: Eukaryota; Viridiplantae; Streptophyta; Magnoliopsida; Poales; Poaceae
Product: mitochondrial import inner membrane translocase subunit TIM17-2
Biological process (GO): protein import into mitochondrial matrix
Cellular component (GO): TIM23 mitochondrial import inner membrane translocase complex
Molecular function (GO): transmembrane protein transporter activity
Source: RefSeq, a predicted model, not a curated record